Molecule: messenger RNA, 1739 nt
Organism: Momordica charantia (bitter melon)
Lineage: Eukaryota; Viridiplantae; Streptophyta; Magnoliopsida; Cucurbitales; Cucurbitaceae
Product: Gap junction beta-4 protein
Source: RefSeq, a predicted model, not a curated record
CAACAGUCCAGAUUCGUCCACGUGUCUUCUUUCUCCUGCUUCGUACAUCUAUCCGUUAGCCCUAAACACCUCUCUCUCUCUCUCUUUGCUCUCUCUCUCUCUCUCUCUUGCAACUUCUCCGCCAUCGGAAGAGAAAUACUCCGAACGUUGAAGAAAGAUUAUAGCCAUUUCUGCUCCAAAUGGGGAAGCUACUAUGUGAUUCCACCACGGCUGUAGUAGCUGAGACGUUUCCGACCACCUCGCCGGCGGUUAAUUGGAGGGAGCCGAAGUCCGCCGCGCUAGACGCUAACGGAGCUCUAGAUCUUCUUGACCAAACGAGCGCCACCACGGCCGCCGUAGCCACCGCCUGGGACGACGUUCUUGGGCUUGAAGACCAGCAGAGAAGGCAGUUACAGAGACUUCAUGCCAAGGGCGUUCUCUGGAAGAAUCCGGAGGAUGAGGACUCUUCCUCCCCCUUGAGAUCCGUGGUGUUCCGGCUUUCGCAUGGCGGUGAGGUAUCUUCUGAUGGAAACUGCCUGUUUACGGCAUCUCAGAAGGCAAUGAGCAUGGCGCGUGAGGUCGACGCCCGCGAGCUCCGGCGGCGGACGGUGACGAGGUUCUUGGAGGAUUUUGGAUCUGCUAGGAUGGAGGAGAGAGAGGUGAUUAAUGACGCAAUUAGGCACCUGUACUCGCCGGAUCUGAAAAAUGGAUGGGGAAUCCAUGUGGUUCAGGAGAUUAAAUUGUUGGCCAAGAAAGAGGAUCGGGCGGCGUUGGACGGAGCAAUCGACGAGCUCGUUCAAAUCGGCAUGCAGAGAGAAACGGCAGCGGAGUCGAUUUACAAAGAAAGAUGUAUUCCGAUAAACGACGGUUCGAGUUGGGCGAAAUACAUGUCAAUUUCCGGUUCCCAUGGCGAUGAAUACGAUAUUAUUACUCUGCAAUACACAGAGGACGGAUUGUUAUCUGUGGAUGAGAACAGAGAAGGCCACGCCGCAGCCUUUGGGGAUGACAUAGCGAUUGAAUGUCUUGCAACAGAGUUCAAGCGUGAGAUAUACGUUGUGCAAGCACAUGGAUCCGAUGCGAUGGUUGAUGAAGAAAAUUGUGUCUUCUUUCUUCCACACCGUCCCAGGAGCGAAAUUUGCGAAGUUCCUUUCUUUCUUUUCAUGAAAGGAACAGGUUGGUGUGGCGCGGGAGCUGACCAUUAUGAGCCUCUGAUCGCCCACUGUUCUUCAUUCGUUUCGCAGGAGAAAGUGGCAGUUGUACUUUGAGUGAGGUCUCAUCUCAGUCUUGCAAUUUUGUGGCUUAGAUUUCAAGUAGAGAGAAUUAAUUAGUAUGUUCUAUUUAUAUUUUUGAGGAGGAGAGGGGUAUUAUUAUUUGGCAUGCAAUCAAGAGGGGGAGAAAUCAAUCUGGGUUGCAUAGCUUUUCCAUUUUUUUUUUGAGGGGUAGAGAAAGAGAUUGUUAGAAAAAUCAGUGUUUUGUCUGACUAACAUUUUGCAGGUUUUGCGCCUGCAGUUGAGUAGCUAUUUGUUGGGGGGGUUUUUCCGGCACAAUUUUUUUUUCUUUUCUUUUUUGGAUGAUAAUGCUGUUGUUGUUGUUGUUUUAAGUUGUUUAAUUGAAAAGAGAGAGUGCCUGUAUAGACACUGUUGUAGGGUGUUUAUUUUUUGGUGUCCAAAUCCAGGAAUACUGCUUCUUCUGCUGUUGUAUCCUUCAUUUUGUUGGUAUUUUUAAUGCUAUAAAAGCCAACUUUAUUCUUUUUCUCAUCA